CAGUUUAACAAAGUACAUACAGCCGAGCGGUUGAGAAAACUCGUCCACAGUGGUUACUCUACGAAAUUGACCAUUUUUUUGGAGUUAUCGAAACUGUGUCAACCAUUGGGUAUUGUGCAAAAAAUUAGUGGGAAAUGUGAGAAAAAUUGAAACAAACUGAAAUAUCCCGAAAAAAAACCGAAAAUGAAAAUGGAAAUUUAAAAAAAAUGAAAACUCAAGUGUGGAACCAGUUCGAUUGAUUGUAAAUCUAGGGCACUGAAAAAUGUUCAAAUCAACACUAUUACUACUAUUAUGUGUAUCGGAUGUCUUUGUUUAUUCACCUAUCAAACCCAUUUCCGCAAAUGAAAACACCGUUUUUCUGUAUAAUCACAUCGAACAUUGUAAAUCAUCCGAGUAUUACGAUGUCAAUUAUUUUAUGUGUCGCGAAUGCGAUCCACAGCUAAAUUUAAUGCCAUCAACAAAUGGCUUGAGUUGUGUGUGCAAUCGAAAGUCCACCACAAAAGUCGAAUAUGAUACCAAUUUGAGGCAGCCAAUUUGCUCAGCACUGAAUUGCACCAAUGUCAUCGAAUGCAACAUUCAAUUCUUUGCACCGUUGUUGCGAUCAGCACAGCCAUGCGGUUUGGAGCACCUAGUCGAAGUAAUAUCCACGUCACCGCCAUCGAAAUCGAUACAAAUUCAACGAAUACCCGCAAAGAGCGAUAAAAAUCAAACGACCAAUUUGACGUGCCCUGCGUAUGGAAACAGCUUACCGUUGUCGGCAAUGGAAUGUGUCGAUCCAAAGAACUAUGUACGUUUCGGGAACUAUUGUGUCCCAACCUAUUUACUAAAGGACUUUUUGAACUACAAACAAUUCAAAGUGAACACAAAUCAGGCGUCCGUUACUGCGGCCAACGAUCUAUUUAAAAAUUUGGAAUUUCUAGUAUUUCUCUGCCAAACGAUGAAAAUGGUGGAGUAUUGUGAGCACGUGGCCAAUUUAUGCGUGUUGACGGUUUAUAAUCUGGAGAAAUUUUCACCAUGCAACAUUUUCUAUGGCAUACAAACGACGUUUGCUGGCACCGAUUCGUAUCAAACGAAACUAGUACCGUUUUUGUUUUACGCUAAAGGUCGCAGCAUUUCAGAUGAUUUGGAUAAGGUUAUCGAUUAUCGAUACAGAUAUUUUAAAAACGACGCCACAUACGAUCCUGAAGAUUAUGGUGGUUUAACUCAGUUUCCGACCACAAAUCGUAUUUCAAUGUUGCUGGUGGCCCAUGAAUUGAAUGGAGAGUUGAAAACGAUUCAACCACUAAAAUUGGACGACCUGAAUUUAUGCGGUAUGCAUCAGCAACAAAUUAAAUUUGGAGAAAAUUUGGCUAGCGCAUGUCAAAUCGAUCUGCGAUCCCUAAUUGAAAUGGGUGAACGGAAGCCAUGGUUCUUAAAUCUUUUCUUGAACUAUACGGAGAAUAACAUAAAUCUGGUGAAAGCUGUUCCAAUUCUGAUACGAAAUGCGUUCACCUACAACAUGAAUCCGUACGAUCGAGACAAGUGGCAGUUGGUGAAGCGAUUUUUCAUGAUAGACACAUUGACUGGCCGAAACCGAACGUAUCGACCCAAUCCGUUCGCGGCCGAAAAUAUCUUUGAAAAAUACAUGAAUAUUCGCUAUGUAAAAAAUGUGGAACUACAAUUCCAUCUCAAUGAAAACCAUUAUUAUUUCGGUAACAAAAUAACGGUUCCGCUUCUUAUCGUUGAAUAUGCAUACAUUGAUAUGCGUGAUUUCCGGUGGGCGAACAAUCUUGAUAUCGACUUUGAGUUCCGUGUUACUUUUGCAAAGGAUUUUAAUAUUGGAAUAUUUUUGCACAUUCUCUUUACGAUGGCACUCGCAGCGGCAUUCGGAAUGGCCAUUUUCCAAACACUGUCCUUCAAACGACGCAAACAACAGAAUGAAUUUGAUUCAUUUCUUUUGGUUAAAUUCUUGAUUAAUUGCUGCUCAACAUUGGGAACGGUUCUUUUUGCUAGCGCCGCUUUUUUAACCGUCUACAUUUACUUUAUCUACAAAUCACAGAAUAUUGUCAAGGUUUUGCCGCCGUUUGGCGAGCUGAAAAUCAUCAAAUUUUUCUUCAUUUUGUCUUUUGUAUUGAAGAUUAUAAAAUUCUGUCAUCACUUGGGCCAGCAGAUAAAUUGCGAUAUUUUUUUCAUUGAUUGGGAAAGACCGCGAGUUUUUGAACAUCAGAUUACAUUGAAAUCCACAAAUAAUUUGGAUACGCCAUCAAUUUGCUCAAGUGCUCGACAAUACCAACAAAACGAUGGACUGUCCGCAUGGCGAAUGUACUUCGUUGCAAAUGAAUGGAUUAAAUUGUCGACAAAACGAAAAUGUUCGAUUGGCAUUCAAAUAUUAAUGGUCUUACUGACGAUCAUUGUUUUUCGUUUUGAUUGGGCGCAUUUAUUUUCAUUCAAAUCGAUUUUCCACUGGCCAUGGACACCUGAUGCCGAUCGUAUCAUUCGAAGUGGACGCGCACUGGAAAUGCUCGCAAUUGGAUUAAUUAUUUACUCGGUUUGCUAUGCCAUUCAACGUUUAUUCAACUUUAUCAUUUACGAGCGUUACAUACUAAAUUCGGUGCAACAAUUCAUCGACAUCUGUUCCAUGUCAAAUAUAUCCAUGUUUAUUUUUGCCAUCGAUUCAUAUGGCUAUUAUAUUCACGGAAGAUCGCCACAUGGCUUUGCUGACACCGAUAUGUGCUCGAUGUUACAACAAUUGCGACGCGAAAGUGAGAAUAUGUGCGGUCAUCGUGGAUUGCUACCAAAUUCGGAGCAUCAAACAUUCUGCUUUUUGGCACCACUUCAAUUAAGAACCCUUUACAACAAACUAAAAUCAACGCUACGAAAGUCAAUGGAAGAGAAAAAUGGACCGCAAAACUAUCAACAGAAUCAACCGGUCGAAACGGUGGGCAAAUUUUUCGAACAGAAUCUGGAACAAAUCGCACAUACAAACACCACAAUAAAUCGGUUUCUAAGCGCAUUCAUCGAUCAUGGCUUAAAAGAUCUUGAUUAUAUUAUCCAAGAAAAAAGCAUUUUGGAGAACAUUUUUGACUUUGAAUUCGACAGUAAUGUGACUGAAAACCGGGGCACAUUUUAUAUGGACAAUGGUCAUUCAUUCGACAGUAUUUUAUUCUAUGGGAACGAACAGAUUUUAUUCCAAAUUGAAAUUUUGCUAUUUCUGUGCGUUAUUGUAAUAUGUGGCAACUUUCUAUUUGCUAUUCUGUUUCUGGGAAUCGCUUCAGAGAUACUAAAACACACAAUGCGUUUGUUGGUCAAGAAGAAUCUAUCAAAUCAAACAUUGAUCGAUGAACGAUUUCUGAUCUAAUAAAACACAAUUUCAUAAUGAUGAUGCUUAAACGUUGUGCUAACUUUAAUGUUAUUUAAUCGUAAACUCAAUGUAUUUUCUAACGAGAAAAAAAAACGAAGAAAAUAAAAAUAAAACCUGAAUUUUGUGGACAUUGCUAUAGCAAAAAGGCAGUUCGCAGUUUUCAUCAUCUCGA
Messenger RNA from Sitodiplosis mosellana (orange wheat blossom midge), 3512 nucleotides. RefSeq names its product meckelin. The transcript is spliced from 13 exons. Gene Ontology annotation, biological process: cilium assembly. Lineage: Eukaryota; Metazoa; Arthropoda; Insecta; Diptera; Cecidomyiidae. The record is from RefSeq and is a predicted model, not a curated record. Bases 263 to 3337 code for a protein of 1024 amino acids. Gene Ontology annotation, cellular component: ciliary transition zone; MKS complex.